This is a messenger RNA of Trichoplax adhaerens, 2676 nucleotides long. RefSeq lists its product as uncharacterized. Gene Ontology annotation, molecular function: nuclear import signal receptor activity; small GTPase binding. The record is from RefSeq and is a predicted model, not a curated record. Gene Ontology annotation, cellular component: cytoplasm; nucleus. Lineage: Eukaryota; Metazoa; Placozoa; Uniplacotomia; Trichoplacea; Trichoplacidae. The transcript is spliced from 24 exons. Gene Ontology annotation, biological process: protein import into nucleus. Bases 1 to 2676 code for a protein of 891 amino acids.
AUGGCGUGGCAGCCGAAUGAAGUUGAUUUAAGGCAAAUUUUGCAACUUCUUAAGGAAUGUCAAAGCCCUAAUACGGGAAUUCAAACUCUUGUACAGAACAAAUUAGAAAGUUUAAGUUGUUAUCCGGAUUUCAACAAUUAUUUGGUAUUUGUACUAACUAAGAUGACAACAGAAGAUGAUCAUACUCGUUCAUUAGCUGGAUUAAUUCUUAAAAACAACGUUAAAUCACAUUAUGAAAAAUUUCCAGAGAACGUAAGGCAACUGAUAAAGUAUGAGUGCCUGCAUACGAUUGGUGACCCUUCGCCUUUGAUUAGGGCAAUAGUUGCUAUUUUGAUAACUGCAGUUGCUCGAAACGAUGGGUUUGCUGAGUGGCAAGAUCUAAUACCGGCACUUUUUCAGUUGGUUGACAGCGGAAACUAUGAGGCUUGUGAGGGUGCCUUUCUUGCAUUACAUAACAUUUGCGAAGAUGUUGCUGAUGUUGCCGAUGUUGUAUCUGGAUUGCCAGUGGAUUUCAUGAUUCCAAAGUUUAUUCAAUAUAUCAAACACUACAGUCCUAAAAUUAGAUCAUUAGCAGUCGCAUGUAUAUGCCACUUUAUGCAAGCGUCAACGAUUUUGCCGCAUAUUCAAGAUUUAAUUCAGAAUUUGUUCUCUGUUGCUAACGAUGAAUCGGGUGAAGUUCGGAAAAAUGUUUGUCAUGCUUUGGUGACUUUAUUAGGGAUUCGAAUAAGCCAAUUGGUGCCGUUUCUUAAUGGCAUCAUUGAGUAUAUGCUGGUUCGCACACAAGAUGAAGAUGGAAAUGUUGCACUGGAAGCUUGUGAAUUUUGGUUAAUAAUAGCUGAGCAGUCUAUUUGUAAGGAAGCAUUACGCCCUUAUUUGCCAAGUUUAGUUCCUGUGCUUGUAAGUGGGAUGAAGUAUUCAGAAAUCGAUGUAAUGCUACUAAAGGAUGAUGAACAUGAUGAAGGAAUUCCUGAUAAGGAAGAAGAUAUUAAGCCACGGUUUCAUAAACCGAAGCUGCAGAGUCAUCAGCACGUAAAUGGGAUAGAUGAUAACCAAGGUUAUGGUGACGUCACAACAGAUAAUAAUUAUGAUGACGACUCAGAUGAUGACGAAAUGUUAUCUGAAUGGAACCUAAGGAAGUGCUCAGCUGCGGCUUUAGAUAUUUUAGCGAGUGUUUUUGGGAAUGAUCUUCUGCCAGUGCUACUACCCAUCCUGAAAGAAGUAUUGUUCAAUAGUGAUUGGGUAGUUAAAGAAUCAGGCAUUCUUGUUCUUGGGGCUGUUGCAGAAGGGUGUUUAAGAGGGCUGAAUCAACAUUUGCCUACCUUGAUUCCUUUUCUAAUAAAAUCAUUAUCCGAUGAUAAGGCUCCUGUUCGUUCAAUUGCAUGUUGGACACUUAGUCGUUACGCACAUUGGGUUGUAAAUCAGUCUGAGAAAAGCUUUUUUCAAGAUCUGAUAAGAGAGUUACUAAAGAGUCUGUUAGAUAGUAAUAAGCGGGUUCAAGAAGCUGCUUGCAGUGCAUUUGCUACCCUUGAAGAAGAAGCCUGCUCUGCUCUUGUUCCUUAUCUGGAGCAUAUUAUUCAAACGCUUGUCUUUGCGUUUAGCAAAUAUCAGCGCAAAAACCUUCUGAUAUUGUAUGAUGCCUUUGGUACGCUUGCAGACUCUGUUGGACAUCAUCUUAAUAAACCGGAAUUAAUUAUUAUGUUGAUGCCACCGUUAAUACAAAAGUGGAAUGCUUUACAGGAUCAAGAUAGAGAUUUAUUCCCAUUGCUUGAAUGUUUGUCAUCAAUUGCUAUAGCUCUUCAAUCCGGGUUCUUACCGUAUGCGGAGCCAGUAUUUCAACGAUGUGUGUCUCUGGUGGAACAGACCUUAAGUCAGAGUACAGUUCAGAUACCUAUAGAUCAGUAUGAUCAACCGGACAAAGAUUUCAUGAUAGUUGCUUUAGAUUUACUGAGUGGAUUAACGGAAGGAAUUGAUAAGAAUAUUGAUUCACUGAUUGGAAAGAGUAAUUUGCUGGCACUUCUAUAUCAGUGCAUGCAGGAUCAAACGGAUGAAGUACGACAGAGCUCAUUUGCAUUGCUUGGUGAUCUUACGAAGGCAUGCUUCGGACAUGUACAACAAUAUGUUGGAGAUAUGAUGCCUUUACUUGGAAAAAAUUUAAAUCCGGAUUUAGUGUCUGUUUGCAAUAAUUCGGCAUGGGCAAUCGGUGAGAUGGCAAUGCAAAUGGGUCCAGAUGUGCAACCCUAUUUGCCUUUAGUGUUAGAUAAACUGAUUGAAAUCCUUAAUAGAGAUGACAUACCCAAAACUUUACUAGAAAAUACGGCAAUUACGGUUGGACGAUUAGGAUAUGUUUGUCCACAUGAAGUUGCUCCUAAAUUGCCAAACUUCAUUCAAAAAUGGUGUAAAGCACUAAGAUGCAUUAGAGAUAAUGAAGAAAAAGAUUCUGCAUUUCGUGGUAUUUGUAGGAUGAUUAGUGUUAACCCUGGCGGUGUCGUUCAGGAUUUUAUGUAUUUUUGCGAUGCGGUUGCAUCCUGGCAUAGUCCGAAGGAAGAUUUGAAGGAAACAUUUCAUAAGAUUUUGCAUGGCUUUAAGAUGCAAGUUGGUGAAGAAAAUUGGAGAAAUUUUUCUAAUCAGUUUCCUCAACCUUUAAAAGAAAGGCUUGCAAAUUCUUAUGGAGUGUAA